Molecule: messenger RNA, 2251 nt
Organism: Rhodamnia argentea
Lineage: Eukaryota; Viridiplantae; Streptophyta; Magnoliopsida; Myrtales; Myrtaceae
Product: tRNA-uridine aminocarboxypropyltransferase 2
Source: RefSeq, a predicted model, not a curated record
UUAAAACCUAAAACCUGUGUCUUGGGUUUUCUAUCCGUUGAACGUACGCGGUCCAACAAGAGAAACGCAUGAAGCGUCCAACAACUAAAGCACGAUCCGUAAAAGGCCCGAGCCCAACACACAGCCCUCUGCUGAAUCUGAUCGCGCGCGCACAUGGACCCCCAAGAAGCGGAAGCCGCCAUCCGCCUCCCCUCCGACGCAGCGCCGCCGCAGCCCCGCCGCGUGUGCCCCGGAUGCGACCGCCCGGCCCGGGUAUGCCUCUGCCACGUCAUCCCCCGCCCGCCUAUCCCGACCGCCACGAGGGUCGUGGUCCUCCACCACCCGCACGAGUCCCGCCACAAGCUCUCCACCGUCCCCGUCCUCUCCCGGUGCCUCCUCAACUCCACCGUCCUCCUCCACCGCAAGCUCCGCCCGGGGCUCUCCCCUCUCCUCGACCGGUUCCCUCCCUCCAUCUACCUCUUCCCGCCGUCGUCCUCCUCGUCCUCCUCCCCGUCCCUCACCCUGUCGCAGCUCCGAGCCUCCGAUCUCCUCCGGAGGGCCGAGCACGAGGGGCUCGUGGUGAUCGCAUUUGACGCCACGUGGAAGCACGCCCGGGAGAUGGUGAGCGCAAGCGAGGAGUACCUGUCGCGGUUCGCGGUUAGAGUUUGCUUGGACUUCGAUUACGACGAGAGCGUCGAUGGAGGGAGCAUCUACGAUUCGGAGUUGUUACUCCGGAAGGAGCCAUAUGGAGGGUGCGUGAGCACGAUGGAGGCGGUGGCUAGGGUUUUGAGGGUGGUGGAGACGAAUGGGGAAGAGGUCGAAGGGAGGCUGAUUGGGGUCUUGAAGGAGAUGGUGAGGUUGCAGGCGAGCUUCUUGAAGCCCGCGAAGCCGAGGAACAAGCUGUUGAAGAAAGGAAGCAGAGGGCAACAACAGAAGAAAAUGGAGCAGGAGCAGAGUGAACAGCUCCAAAUGUAAAUUCACUUAUCCACUCUUGUUGGAAGAAGAUGGGAUUUUGUGUAUUGGUUUGUUCAUUUGUUUUGGUUGUUUCUUAUGCUUGUUUGUUGCUAUCCCUGGGAUGAGAAGAAGAAGAAGAAGGAUGGAGAAGAAGAAUAUGAUGAUUAGUCAAAGGAUUCGCGGGCAAUGAUGUCUGACUGAGUGUAGUUGGCGACUGAUUUCAGUUUGAUGCUCAAGUCCUUUUUGCCAUCGGACCUACUUAAGUUGACCCUAAUUGUGAACCCCAGUCAACAUGCUUUUGGCUAGUUCAGCCUCCUGGUACGUUAUGAGUGUGGUUAAGCCGUUGAAUCUGUGUUAGUCUGGCGGAAUGUCAUGGAGACGGCUCGACAGAAUGUGUGUGUGGACUGGAGGGAUAUCGUUGGUGUGCUUGGUGAUGCGGAUUUGAUGUUAUCAGUGAUAAAUUUGAAGUAUAGGAUAGGUCAUGACUGAGUUGUUGUCAAGCUAAUAUCCUGCUGGGGCAUUUUGGAGACCCCAGUAGAGUUGGAGAGGUUCUUUAUCAUGUCCCCCAGAUGAAGGAAGAGGGACAUGUCAAUGCCGGGUCAGGCCGUGGAUAAAGGUUCUUCUGUAUAGGCAUUCUCAUGGCUGUUCAGAGGAAUUUGGUGCUUCCAAAAGCAACUAACAUGGAGCAGGCAUCUUGUUUAAUCUAAUAGUUCUCUAUCACAAAGUUAAUGCUCAGCGUCUUUCAUUAAGGACUGUUAUCUUCUAAUCUUUUACAUUGAUGCACAAUAUCAUCUCUGGGCUUUUUAAUGUUGAUUACCAAUCACAGAGCUCUAUUCGCGAGAUAUCUGGUGAUAUUGCUAGCUCAGAAUUGAUUAGUGCCUGAGUUUCAGUUCUAAACUGGUCUCAUUUCUCUCUGAUUGAAUCAUAUCACUGCUACAAGCUGUUAGGUAAGUUUUACAGAAAAUUUUAUUUUUUUGAGUGUGGAUACUGAGAUUCUAAGUAAUGAGGUUGCAAAAGAGCGCUGAUUCGGGCAUUUACUAUCACUGAAGGCUUCCUUAUGGUGUCAGUAGUAUAUAUUCUCAGGACGCAAUUUUCUUUUCUUACAAGAAUCUAUCUUGUGUCCCAUGAAAGGGAACCUAAAUGGUCACUGCACAGGUGGGAUGUCAGUUUCUUGAUUGUUAGAGGAAAUAGUGUAGCGUGUAAUUAGCAUCUUCGAUUGUUAGACAGACUAGUGUUGCAGGUAAUUAGGAUCCUGUGAAUGAGGAGCUUCUUAGAGGUUUUCAUAAUUGCAGCGAAAAUGAAGGGAGCCUUUCUGCCA